AUGGUUUCGCUGGUGGCCUUGACCGCCUUUCGGUUCAUCCUGGAUGAGUUGAAAGUUGCGUACGAGCAGAUCAUCCUCUUCGGCCGCUCGGUGGGCUCCGGUCCAACGGUGUAUUUAGCCAGUAGGUUUCCAGUGGGCGGCUUGAUCUUGGUCGCAGCUUUUGCUUCAGUGCGGGAGGCGGCCAAGUCUUUGGUGGGACCUUUUGUUGCGAACGCUGGGGACUCAGCCGAAAAUGGAUGCUUCGGAAGAAAGCAGUGGAAAGGGGACUAG
This is a messenger RNA of Cladocopium goreaui, 270 nucleotides long. Lineage: Eukaryota; Dinophyceae; Suessiales; Symbiodiniaceae. The record is from the annotation of a GenBank genome assembly.